Molecule: messenger RNA, 1497 nt
Organism: Drosophila obscura
Lineage: Eukaryota; Metazoa; Arthropoda; Insecta; Diptera; Drosophilidae
Gene: Tgt
Product: queuine tRNA-ribosyltransferase catalytic subunit
Exons: 2
Coding region: 85-1350 (421 amino acids)
Cellular component (GO): cytosol
Molecular function (GO): tRNA-guanosine(34) queuine transglycosylase activity
Source: RefSeq, a predicted model, not a curated record
AAUGCGUCACACUAAUUCCCAUUAAAAACGUGCACCCGGCAAAUUUUAUUUUAUUAAAUUGUUUUUUUGCCGUUCGACAGCUAGAUGAGUCCAAAAAGUAUUCCUCCCCUGACCUAUAAGGUCGUGGCGGAGUGCUCAGUGUCCAAGGCAAGGGCUGGCCUGAUGACGCUGCGGCACAGUGAGGUAAAUACGCCCGUAUUCAUGCCGGUGGGCACUCAGGGAACAUUGAAGGGCAUUCUGCCGGAUCAGUUGAUUGAGUUGAACUGCCAAAUCCUGCUGGGCAACACCUAUCAUUUGGGACUACGGCCGGGCAUUGAGACUUUGCGGCUAGCUGGCGGCCUGCACAAGUUUAUGGGCUGGCCUCGUUCCAUAUUGACGGACUCUGGCGGCUUCCAGAUGGUUUCGCUGCUGCAGCUGGCCGAGAUUGAUGAGAAGGGCGUGAACUUUCGCUCACCCUUCGACAACAGCGAAUGCAUGCUGACGCCCGAGCACUCGAUACAGAUCCAAAAUGCUAUUGGUGCGGACAUAAUGAUGCAGCUGGAUGAUGUGGUGAAGACGACUACAACCGGACCACGGGUCGAGGAGGCCAUGGAGCGGACAAUACGCUGGGUGGAUCGCUGCAUCGAGGCGCAUGGCCGGGACGAUGAUCAGUCGCUGUUUCCCAUUGUCCAGGGUGGUCUGGAUGUGCCACUGCGGCAACGUUGCGUCACCGCCCUGAUGGAGCGACAAGUUCGCGGCUUUGCCGUCGGUGGACUGAGUGGCGGCGAGAGCAAACACGACUUCUGGCGCAUGGUUGAUGUCUGCACGGACUAUCUGCCGCGAGAUAAACCGCGUUACCUCAUGGGCGUGGGCUUUGCCGCCGAUCUUGUGGUCUGUGUGGCUUUGGGAAUUGAUAUGUUCGAUUGUGUCUUUCCCACGCGUACGGCCCGAUUCGGAUGUGCCUUGGUCGACAGUGGACAGCUAAAUCUUAAGCAGCCCAAAUACAAGCUUGACCUGGAGCCCAUUGACAAGGAGUGCGAGUGCAGCACUUGCAAGCGCUACACCCGUUCGUACCUCCAUCACAUUGCCACCAAUGAGAGCGUCUCCUGCUCCCUUCUUAGCAUCCACAAUGUGGCCUAUCAGCUGCGUCUGAUGAGGUGCAUGCGCGAGGCCAUUCAACGCGAUGAGUUUCCGCAAUUUGUGCGUGACUUUAUGGCCAGACAUUUUGGCACGGAUCCGAUUCCUGCAUGGAUACGGGAGUCUUUGCAAGCGGUGAACAUUCAACUGCCUGCGGAUGAGCAGAAGCAACAGGAGAUGCCAACGAAGCAGGAGCAACAAGUGCUAGAAGUGUCGCAGGCAGCCACCAGUUAACACAAAACAGAGCGAAGACGAAGCUUAUUAUACCCCUUACGCUUUAAUGACAUUUGCUAAAUAUUCUACUGACGGAUUAGAUUAAUGGGGUGAGCGCCUUGGAACUUCUUGGAACAGGAAUCCCAGAAGUAUUAACAUCUCCAGCUA